This is a messenger RNA of Sapajus apella (tufted capuchin), 2185 nucleotides long. It is a transcript of the gene DPP7, whose product is annotated as dipeptidyl peptidase 7. The coding region runs from base 16 to 1995 and encodes 659 amino acids. NCBI's taxonomy places the organism in Eukaryota, Metazoa, Chordata, Mammalia, Primates, Cebidae. Gene Ontology annotation, cellular component: vesicle. Gene Ontology annotation, molecular function: serine-type exopeptidase activity; dipeptidyl-peptidase activity. Gene Ontology annotation, biological process: proteolysis. The record is from RefSeq and is a predicted model, not a curated record. The transcript is spliced from 11 exons.
AAUCUUAGGAGCUACAUGGCCACAUUCUGGCCCUGCCCAGACCCUCUGGGAGCACCCCACGCCCCUGCCCAAUCCCAAGCUCCACCCCCCACACCUGCGCAGCCCCUGCUAUCGCUUGGACAAACCCUGGGUCCCUUUCUUCAGGCGCCAUCACUGUUUGGGACCCCCAGGAACCCCAUCUCCCCAAGGCCCUCAGGUGCAGCAGAACGGUCCCCCCUUUCCUGGCCCUGCCUUCGAGUGGGACACCGGCCAGGGGCGCGGGCUGGGGAGGCCUGGCGGGGCUCAACAGGGACGCGCCCCGAUGCAGCUCCGGGUGGGGCCGCGGUGGGAGGACGAGCCAGCGAGGUAGCCCAGGGACCCAGACCCCCAGGGGCUCCCGGCUUCCUCGCGCAGUGCCCGGGAGGGACCUCAGCGCGGCGCCCGUCUCCAUGGGGACCGCGGGCGCCGGGAGCACGUGGGGCCUGGAGGGAGGAGCGCGGCCCCGUGACCCCGCCACGUGACGGGCGCCCGCGGAAGGCGACAUGGGCUCCGCUCCCUGGGCCGCGGUCCUGCUGCUGGCGCUCGGGCUGCGCGGCCUCCGGGCGGGGGGUGAGUGCGGCGGCGCCCCCGGCCCCGUCUCAGGCCCCGGCCCCGGCCCCGGCCCCGCCUCGGAGGCCCGCGUGGCCCCAGCCCGCAGGGCCCCGGACCCCGGCUUCCAGGAGCGCUACUUCCAGCAGCGUCUGGACCACUUCAACUUCGAGCGCUUCGGCAACAAGACCUUCGCCCAGCGCUUCCUGGUGUCGGGUUCUGGAUCCGGGGCGAGGGGCCCAUCUUCUUCUACACCGGGAACGAGGCCGACGUGUGGGCCUUCGCCAACAACUCGGGGUUCAUCGCGGAGCUGGCGGCCGAGCAGGGGGCUCUACUGGUCUUCGCGGAGCACCGCUACUACGGGAAGUCGCUGCCGUUCGGCGAGCGGUCCACGCAGCGCGGACACACGGAGCUGCUGACGGUGGAGCAGGCCCUGGCCGACUUCGCAGAGUUGCUCCGCGCGCUACGGCGCGACCUCGGGGCCCAGGACGUCCCCGCCAUCGCCUUCGGUGGGAGUUAUGGGGGGAUGCUGAGUGCCUACCUGAGGAUGAAGUACCCCCACCUGGUGGCUGGGGCGCUGGCAGCCAGUGCGCCCCUCCUAGCCGUGGCAGGGCUCGGCGACUCCACCCAGUUCUUCCGGGACGUCACGGCGCCUACGACAAAGUCAGCUGGGAGUUCGGCACCUGCCAGCCGCUGUUGGACGAGAAGGACCUGACCCAGCUCUUCGUGUUUGCCCGCAACGCCUUCACCGUGCUGGCCAUGAUGGACUACCCCUACCCCACCGACUUCCUGGGUCCCCUCCCCGCCAACCCUGUCAAGGUGGGCUGUGACCGGCUGCUGAGUGAGGCCCAGAGGAUCGCCGGGCUACGCGCGCUAGCAGGGCUGGUUUACAACGCCUCGGGCUCGGAGCACUGCUACGACAUCUACCGUCUCUACCACAGCUGUGCCGACCCCACCGGCUGCGGCACCGGCCCUGACGCCAGGGCCUGGGACUACCAGGCCUGCACCGAGAUCAACCUGACCUUUGCCAGCAACAACGUGACAGAUAUGUUCCCUGACCUGCCCUUCACGGAGGAGCUCCGCCAGCAGUACUGCCUGGACACCUGGGGCGUGUGGCCCCGGCCUGACUGGCUGCAGACCAGCUUCUGGGGGGGUGAUCUCAGAGCCGCCAGCAACAUCAUCUUCUCCAAUGGGAACCUGGACCCCUGGGCAGGGGGCGGGAUUCGGAGGAACCUGAGCACGUCGGUCAUCGCCGUCACCAUCCAGGGGGGAGCGCAUCAUCUCGACCUCAGAGCCUCCCACCCGGAAGACCCUGCGUCCGUGGUCGAGGCGCGAAAGCUGGAAGCCACCGUCAUUGGCGAGUGGGUAAAGGCAGCCAGGCGUGAGCGGCAGCCAGCCCUGCGUGGGAGGCCCAGACUCCGCCUCUGAGCACAGGGCGACUGCGGGAGAGGUCUCAAGGCUCCUUGUGGAGUGAGGAGCAGGCUGGCCCCCACCCUGCCCUGUCUGCACUUUCUGGGUCCCUGAAUUUCAGCCACGGUGGCCAGCCUAGCGUGGGGGCUUUGCUCAGGAGGUGGCUGGCAGCAGAGGGAAGGGGCUGAAUAAACGCGUGGAGGCCACG